UUCUAGAAUUUUGGAGAUGUUCAUAAAUGAUAACUGGAAAAGCUAUAGCAACCGAGGUCAGCAGGCUGCGUCAAAGUCAAUCAGUGUUCCUGCUGAGCUGUCGUCAUUCACCAAGGAUACGGACAGUUUGAAACCUGUGCCAAAAUUAUCUCGACAGUUGUCGCUGCCAGCAUCAUUGAGGAGACGAAAGAAGAACAAGCCAGGUUAUGGACGAUGUAAAAGCAUUUCUACGUUGGCAACCGGUAGAGCACCUGACAUUGCUGGUAUGGUAUCAACAGUGGAUGACGUGACGUUGAUGCCUACGUCAACACUCUGUGGAAAAAAUGCCAAAGCUUUACCCAGUUUAGAAAAUGGUUUUCUUGUACAAAUUUUCCGCUACACUCGUCAGAGGAUUCCCACUUUAAAUGAAUACUGUGUUGUCUGUGAUGAACCUCAGAUUUUUCAAAAUGGCGCCAUGUUGCAGGUGAGUCACUAGUGGUGACGUUACAGGUAACAUAAAAUCAGGCAGUUUCUAAAAUCCUUCCAAAAUCAUGGUUUUUCACUUGUAAUGUGAA
This is a messenger RNA of Gigantopelta aegis, 554 nucleotides long. RefSeq names its product protein mono-ADP-ribosyltransferase PARP6-like. The record is from RefSeq and is a predicted model, not a curated record. The coding region runs from base 17 to 475 and encodes 152 amino acids. Lineage: Eukaryota; Metazoa; Mollusca; Gastropoda; Neomphalida; Peltospiridae. The transcript is spliced from 3 exons.